Messenger RNA from Penicillium waksmanii, 645 nucleotides. RefSeq names its product putative 2-hydroxychromene-2-carboxylate isomerase. Gene Ontology annotation, molecular function: glutathione transferase activity; glutathione peroxidase activity. The transcript has 4 exons. NCBI's taxonomy places the organism in Eukaryota, Fungi, Ascomycota, Eurotiomycetes, Eurotiales, Aspergillaceae. Gene Ontology annotation, cellular component: mitochondrion; peroxisome. The record is from RefSeq and is a predicted model, not a curated record. Gene Ontology annotation, biological process: glutathione metabolic process. The coding region runs from base 1 to 645 and encodes 214 amino acids.
AUGGCAGUGCCACAGAUUACUCUUUAUGUUGACAUUGUCAGCCCCUUUGCAUACAUCGCGUUCCACGUAUUAAAGAACUCGUCCACAUUCGCAAAAUGCAAUGUGACUUACGUCCCGAUUUUCCUUGGGGGGGUUGAUGCAUGCUUCUCCUACACAGACAAGGAUAAAUGGAUGGGUACAGAGCGCAUGCGAUGGGCAAAGUAUUUCAACGUCCCGAUGACAGAGAAAUUCCCCGAAGGAUUUCCCCCGAAAACACUCGCGGUCCAGCGCGCUCUGUGUGCCAUUUCGCAAAAGUUCCCCGAGAAGCUUCCGGCUGUCAUUGAAGCAGUUUACCGUUCGUUCUGGGUCGAUGAGAACACCCGGAUCGGAGAUGUUGAGGGAUUUGCCCCCGUGUUUGAAACGGUUCUUGGUCAAAAGGCGACACAGGAGGUGCUGUCAGCGAUGACCCAAGGCGAGGUUAAGGCUGAUUUGACUGCUAAUACGGACAAAUCUUUCAAGGAGGGCGCAUUCGAUCUCCCGUGGUUCCAGUGCACGAAUGCUGAGGGCAAGACUGAGGGAUUCUGGGGUAUUGAUCAUCUUGGAGUCGUGGCUGACUUUUUGGGAUUGGAUCGCAGUCGUGAGUCGGGCUUUAGGGCUCUUCUCUGA